GCAUGAGCCAAUGCAAGAUGGCGCCACUAUAAACACUCGCCUGCGCCAGAACGGGCUGGGCCGACCAUCAGGCCCCACCUGAAAGAAGCCUCGGGCCGACCAUCAGGCCCCACCAGGAAGAUGCCUACCGGCGCAACAGGCAACGACGUUGUGGCAUCAUGAGUGGGGACGAAGUGAUGAGGGACAUUCGGGAGCGCUCCAAGCUCCGCCGACAACUUGUGGCACAGCAGCUUGGUGUGGCCAAUGCAGACAAGCUGGGUCAAGCUUUGGGUAACAUUGGGAAGCUUCAGGAGGAUCAGGAGCGCAUCAAGAGGCUUAAGAGAUCUCAACAACAGGAUGAACUGGAGGGAGAGGAGGCUACUAACAUGGUCUACACUGAUUCCUCAACUUUCCUCAAGGGCACACAGUCAGCAAAUCCUCAUAAUGACUACUGCCAGCACUUCGUGGACACUGGGCAGCGGCCACAGAACUUCAUCAGAGAUGUUGGCCUUGCAGACAGGUUUGAAGAGUAUCCAAAGCUACGGGAACUCAUUAAACUUAAGGAUGACUUGAUAGCAGCAACAGCCACCCCUCCCAUGUACCUUCAGACAGAUCUGCAAACCUUUGACCUGCACGACCUGCCCACCAAGUUUGAUGUUAUCCUGGUAGAGCCGCCCUUGGAGGAGUACCAACACACCGGUGUUACCAAUGUGCAAUUUUGGGACUGGCAGAAGAUUAUGGAUCUGGACAUUGCUCAGGUAGCAGCACCUCGUAGUUUUAUUUUUCUAUGGUGUGGAUCCUCAGAAGGUCUGGACCUGGGGCGGCAGUGUCUACGAAAGUGGGGCUUCCGGCGUUGUGAGGACAUUUGUUGGAUUCGUACUAACAUCAACAACCCAGGGCAUCUCAAGAACCUUGAGCCAAAGGCUGUUUUCCAAAGAACCAAGGAACAUUGUCUGAUGGGCAUUAAAGGCACAGUACGAAGAUCAACGGAUGGUGAUUUCAUUCAUGCUAACGUUGACAUUGAUCUCAUAAUCUCUGAAGAGGCAGAAUAUGGCUCGCUGGAGAAGCCUGUCGAGAUAUUCCACAUCAUUGAACAUUUCUGUCUUGGGCGCCGAAGACUGCACGUGUUCGGCCGUGACAGCACCAUCCGACCUGGUUGGCUCACACUAGGCCCUGGACUCACAAGCAGCAACUUUGACCCUGAUGUGUAUGCUGGGUAUUUUGCAUCUGGGCAGAUAACAACAGGCUGCACCGAACGCAUUGAAGCUCUCCGUCCUAAAUCCCCUCCACCCAAAGUUAAGGGAGGGCCAGGUGGUAGAGGAAGAGGAGGAAUGUCAUCUCGUGCUGGGUUUACCCGUGGACGAGGCAGAGCUAGAUAGUAGUAGUAGUACUAUGUGCAGUAGAAAUAGUUAAAAGUAAUAGUUUGGUGUAAGGAGUAUUAAAAGAACAACAGGAUUUGGGGUGUGGGGACUAUUUGUUUUAGGUUGUGUCAGUGUUGGUUUUACAACUGGGCUGUGAUAGCUUUCAGUAUAUUAAAAGUGUGUGGGCAGGAUGGGAUAAUGGUGUUUAUUUAAAAGUUGUAGUGGAUGAUUUUCAAACAUGUAAAUUAUAGAGAAGCUAAAGCUAAAUAUUUCAACAAAGAAAAGUAUUGAAGUGAAGGUUGUCUGCUGUUCAGUCACAGAGAUAGACAGUACCACCAUAACUAACCUCACUUUGAAUCAGGCUUUACUGAAACAAAAUUUCCUGGGACCAGAGCACUACAUACAGUUGCAAUACUUUAGAAUAAGGCAAUCAAAUUUCAAAUAUUAUUUACUCCAGUAAUUUUUUGGCUAUGUAAUUUUUCUUAGUUACUAUUAUCAUAAACCCUAUGCUUCCAUGUUAGACAUAUUACAGGACAGAAGCUGGUAACUGAAAAGUCAGAAAAAGUAGGAAUUCAUCACUGCAGAAUAUUUGUAAACAAUAGUAUCAAGGCCUUACAUAUAUUUACAGCGAGAGAAUAAUGUGUGCAUACAUCUACUUAUUUUGACACAUAGUCCAUAGAGAUCUCACAAAUAGGUAGCCACAGCAAAAGUCAAAUUUUCAGACCAACUACACUCACUCAUAGCACGUUCUUGUCCUCCUCACACCCUCCCUGUCUAAUACUCUUAGAAACUAUUUUUUUUCACUUUAAACAUGUCUUCCUCUUACAUCCAUGUAACUCCUUCAGCAUAGUACAUAGGGUUACAACAGCACCUUUGGGAAUAAUUCCUUCACUCUUAUUAGUUAAGCCAUUCAAUCAAACAAACCCACCUUUUACUAUAAUCAUGUCACAAACAUCCCUAAAGUGAUUCAUAUGUUCUUUGUGAAUUUGAGACUUCUGUGUGGUAUGUUCCUGUCUUGCCCUGAUGUGGCUGCAUUUCAUUAUAUCAACUCAAGCCCUUUACAGUUGAUCCCCAAUAUUCAUAGAGGAUGGGUACUGAACACUAUCACUAGCACAAUUUCAUCAGUUGAUGAUGAAAAGUUGCCCUAUUAUACAGAACUUUUGCAUAUAUAUAUAUAUAUAUAUAUAUAUAUAUAUAUAUAUAUAUAUAUAUAUAUAUAUAUAUAUAUAUAUGCAAAAGUUCUGUAUAAAAGGGCAACUUUUCAUCAUCAACUGUUGAAAUUGUGAUAGUGGAAAGUAGGUAUGUUCCGGUACUGAAACCAAUUGGAAGAAUGAAUUGUGGUUGUUUGUGAUAACUUCUGAUACAUGCAGUGAAAAGUGUGAAAUGUUUACAUGUACAUUGGUGCCAUUUUGUUUUAUUCUCUAUCAACACAAGGCUGCAUUCAUUUGGGCAUUAAAGGAAAACUAGACAAGUUAACAUUGACUUAGCUGACUUGUCUCAAAGUUAAUUUGUUGCCGAGGAUGGCGCUGCCUGCACAUGGGAUAUUAAGCAACGUCCACACUACGGGUGACCAGGCCUGGAAUCCCAUCUUUGGCUCCACACAACUCCCUUAUAUGGUAAAGUGGGCGGGGCUACGCGAGCGAGAGGUAUUUGGUGCGUGACACCCAGUUGUCUAUUAAUAGCGAGAGGGGUCAUUACUCAGCCACGCCGCACCAUCCCAUGGACGCGGGUAAUUACUCAGCAAUUCAUAAACAUCUUACAACAGCAUCCAUGCUUGUGGCAAAUGAAAAACAAUAACUACAAAAAUAAAACAGCAAGAAAAUCAAAGUCUCAGUGCAAUUGUGCAUAAAAGGGCCUCUUGAAGAGCUACAUUGGCAAUGGCAGCAUUCAUGCGUACUCCUCCUUCGGCAAUUCAGCGGAGACUGAUGAGCGUGGGCUGCUCACCAAUCGUGCUUCGCCUGUUGCCUAGUGUGGAGGCUCACCCCCCUUACCCCCUCGUCAGUCCGCCUGAUUCAGCGCUGCAUAACCCAUAGUGUGGACGGCCCUUUACACAUUUGCCUGCCAGCUACAGCCAGUGGUAGACAUCAUGUGCAUACCAUCUAUAUGUAACCCACUUUUUUAUUAUGCUUUAUUAUUUUUUUUCAUUACCUACAGGCCCUCUAUGAUUGCAGAGGGCAAAAUCCAUGAACAAAGACGUAAAAAUUAUACAUAAUACACAAAUGCACUACCUACCAAAGGUGGUGAGUGGGAGCAGGUUACUACAGCAGGCUGCAGAGACGGCGGCACAUGCUGUGAGUCAUUCUUAGCCCUACCCACCAUUACAGACACUGAGGAAAAAGUGAAAGAUUUGUUUACAUAUGAGAGUAUGUACAUGAUGUCUAUCACAUGACACAAAAACAAACUGGUGCUGGCUGUAGCUGCCAGGCAAAUAGGUAAUGUUCCAUAUACAGGCAACGACCAUCAGGCCCUAUGAAGAAAGCCUACUGGCGCCACAGGCAAAGACAUAUAAAAAAUAAAUAAAUAUAUAUAUAUAUAUAUAUAUAUAUAUAUAUAUAUAUAUAUAUAUAUAUAUAUAUAUAUAUAUAUAUGGUCACAUACAAGAACUGCUGUGGAAAUAUUGUGAGUAAACUGUUCUUGUGGGAUACCAUUUUUGUUAUGCUCAACUGACCAACUGUCUGGUUUGGCUCACCCCCCACCUACCCACACAAUCCCUCCGUGCAUUGAUUCAGUAGAGCAUUUGGCUAAUAUCACCAUCUUGGCGAAACUUGCUAACUCCAUUGUGUAAUGUUGCACUAUGCUGUGUGGCUAAAGCCCAGGUCACACACUGCCAAUUCAACAGCCAAAUGUGAAAUGACUCAUGGUCCUCUCCCACUCAUAAUGAAAUCUCUGCUGUGAAUAUGUGAACCUGUGAAUAGUGCGGGUCAACUAUAUUUAAAGUGAUGUACAUAGUACAUAAUCUGCUAGAUGGACAGGGGCCACAAUGAAAAAUUAUCAACUCACAAAUUGUGUCUCCCCUGCUGGGAAAUUGAGCCACAGAUUUCUUAGCCAUAAGUGAUACAUACCAGCCCAUACACUACCAUGCUCUAACCUUGAUAAUUAUGGAAGAAAAAAAAUCAUUGCUGUUAAGAGGUGAUGCAGUAACUGCAUGUACAACAGAGAAAAAAAGGUUUAUGAAUUACAGUACAAUAAGUCCGCCUAUGAAUUUUUUGGCUAGUAUUUUAUAAUGCCAAGAGUUAAUGUGUAGCUGAUUUUAUGGAAAUGUUUAAAUUAACUAUAAAACUAAGAGAUAAUUUACCUAAGAUUGUUCUAUAAAAGAUGUCAUUUGCUACUAUUUUCUUAUUAUAUUGAUCAUUUUGAAUCUUCAAACAAUAAAAUUACUCAUAUUCA
Messenger RNA from Eriocheir sinensis (Chinese mitten crab), 4727 nucleotides. It is a transcript of the gene Mettl14, whose product is annotated as N6-adenosine-methyltransferase non-catalytic subunit-like. Gene Ontology annotation, cellular component: RNA N6-methyladenosine methyltransferase complex; nucleus. NCBI's taxonomy places the organism in Eukaryota, Metazoa, Arthropoda, Malacostraca, Decapoda, Varunidae. Gene Ontology annotation, molecular function: mRNA binding. The record is from RefSeq and is a predicted model, not a curated record. The transcript has 8 exons. The coding region runs from base 159 to 1358 and encodes 399 amino acids.